UCAGGCUAUCAGUGUGCAAUCUGGUAUGUGCUGUCACCUGCUCCCGUUGGUCCCCACUUCCUCCCGAAGGCCCCCAUACGCGCCUCGCCCGCAGCUAGUUAGGCAGCGUCCACCUGGUGCCCACCACAACCUCACCUUGACCGUUCCCCUCUCUCUCCUUCCACCACACUCGGAUCGCUUUGAACUUCUGAUCGCAGUGGAUUUCGCAUGAAAACAGGCUGACAUGUCUUCCAGCGAGCCUAACUCCUCUCAGGAUCUCAAGUUCCCCCCUGUGCAGGUGGCCCACUCGCUCACUAAGCUUGAUCUUGAAACGCUCAUGAUGAGGUCGACUCAACGCCGAGCCCCAGAAGAGGCGGGCAGCUCUCUCGAGGACAGCAGUUAUGACCUGCUCGGCGACGGCGUCAUGGACAUGUCCGACGACGAAGCCCAUACCGAGUCGAUCGCGUCGACCGACGGUCCCACGCCCGAUGACACGUCUGACGAUUUCAGUGAUGACGACGUCGAAUACGAAGCCGGCGAGCACCACUUACAAGAUAGCACAUACUCUUCGCACGGCGAAACCCAAGAGCAGCAAACCCACGUACACCCUAUACUAUCUGGCGAAGACUCCUCUCUGACAGAGGUUCCGCCAUACCUGAGUGGGAGCAUGAGCUCAAGGCAUUUCGUACUUCAAGAGCAGAACACGGGCAGGUCUGAUGUAAGCCACGGAAGCAGUGUCAUCAAGAGCUCGGCAGGUUAUACGGACGAGCUACCACCGGUAUUCGACCGUUAUAGCUGCAAAGAGAUCAGAUUGUCAGUCAAGGCAGCCUUGUCCAAAGACCCUCUCGCCACCCCAGACGCAUACCGAAUACUAUACAUUGGUAGUGGAAAGUGGGCAGAGGGCACCAUCACCUCUAAGAUCUGCGCAGCACUCGCUGCCUACCCUAGCACCUCGAAGUCGGUCAUGGUCCGCGGUCACAUCGAGCCCUAUGCCCCCGUCCCGCAGGCUGAUCGUUGUGCUAAAAUGGAGGUUCAUAAGUCACGCGAGAAGAGGCACGUUCUCGCCAUCAUGGAAGAUGGACGACAGCUCAUGUUCGGCUCCGGCCUCUCCGCUCACUCUUCAGAUCGACCAGACCUUGUGGUCCUUUGUCACCCAAGCGUUCUUGACAACACUGCUGACAAGCAAGAUCUUGCAUCUGCCAAGGAAGUAUUCGAACGCGAGACAAUCCCAUGCAUCGAACUUGCUGAGACCAAUCCAUUCGGAGCUGGAUCUUCCGUUGAUGAGAACACCAUGUCAUUACGGGUAUGCGUAGAAGGGCGGGACAACCCGAACACUGAUUACGAGUUGAAGGAAGUACUGCCCCUCGAUAUCCACCAGUUCGACCAGCUGGAGCCAUCGCAGCUUAACCGCCAUCUCGCACUCAUCAGUCCUCAUUUAGCAAAAGCACAGGGCACGAAGACUGCUCCGACAGCCCGCACAUCGUGGUUCAGUGACAAGACCAAGACGUCUACGAAGAAGAUCGGAUCACCAUGGCCAACUGCAAGGUUGCUAGCAUCUGCUUUCGUCCUCUUCGCCCUCAUCCCCGCGCUUCUCAUGGGUGCGGCUUAUACCCCUAUGCUGUACCAAAAAGUGUCACAAGGGCGGUCAGUGUCACCAGCCGUUUCAGAGAUUCAAAGCAAUACUACAACGAUCACACCCGUAGCGUCAGUGUCUCCAAGUGCGGCUCGCUACCCACACUUAUGUCGCACGAGCCUUAUAGACGAAGUUCGAGGCCUCACUGUUAUACCAUCCCAGCCAAAGCAGGCUACCCAGAAGCCAAAGGCGAAGAACAGUCAGGCUGGAGGUUUCGAAAUUUAUACCACCGGAGACCAUCAGUUUGUACUACGUCCUUCUAAAUCCUUCAAUUCGAACCGGAAGAAGCCCCAACUUCAGAUUCAAGUUUCUCACCACUCGCAAGAGGUUCCAGCACGUUACAACCGGACCAUCACUGGCGAGUAUAUUGUCGACCUGGAGCAGCAGUAUCGAUUCGAGAAGUUCAAUGUCAGCAUUGCAACACAUUCGAAGCCUCUCCUGCGGCAAUCCUUCGAAGUAAUGCUAGGACACAACAAGUCGACGCUAGAUCAACUUCUCGGCACUGCCAAGUCCAACAUAUUGGAUACACAAAUGACCCUUCGCAACUUAUCUGCUGCAGCUGCACAGCACUUGCAAGAAUACAUGACCGGCUUGGAUCUCUACGCUUCCAAGCAACUUCAGGAGACUAAGCAUCAACUAGAGAUGAAGGCUCAUCGGGCAAGACAGAUACCGGAUGCUACGUGGAUGGGGUUGCGAAAGGUGACCGCACCAGUGCGGACAUCGUCAGCGAUGCAAAGGGCCAGAAUGAAUGCUCUUCGCGUCAGGUGCAAGAUGGAGACGGCGGCAGGACUGUCUGCAAAGGAAGGCGGUGAGGGGCAGAGCUGGGCAUGUGCAAAGGUAGGAGGAGCGGUCUAAGGCACGUAGGGAGGCAGCACGCAGUGGAGGAUCUCAUGUGACUUUCUGCACUGUCUUGUUUUGAAUUAUGCGGCGUAUAUGGGCAGGAGGGCAGACACAAGGGUGCAGUGAUAUACCCCCGGGGACCUGGUGUGGAUGGUAGGACAACUUGGGAGUUAUAGGAUUUGUCAAAUUCAUCUCAUACCACAAUUCAUAUACAGUAGCUCGUAGAUGCACACCUCGCCUUGGCUGUGUACUGUCGUGGUUACACAUUGACUCAUCAGGUAGGGCGAACUGGUUAAGUGCAUGCUGCGUCAGGUGUGAGGGCGCGUUGGGCGCACGUCCCUGAGCCUACCCAACCGGGUAAAGCGCGUUCUGGAGGGGCAUCCCACUUC
Molecule: messenger RNA, 2841 nt
Organism: Alternaria rosae
Lineage: Eukaryota; Fungi; Ascomycota; Dothideomycetes; Pleosporales; Pleosporaceae
Exons: 1
Coding region: 224-2467 (747 amino acids)
Source: RefSeq, a predicted model, not a curated record